Molecule: messenger RNA, 3015 nt
Organism: Strigops habroptila (Kakapo)
Lineage: Eukaryota; Metazoa; Chordata; Aves; Psittaciformes; Psittacidae
Product: solute carrier family 12 member 3-like
Biological process (GO): sodium ion homeostasis; chloride ion homeostasis; potassium ion homeostasis
Cellular component (GO): membrane
Molecular function (GO): sodium:potassium:chloride symporter activity
Source: RefSeq, a predicted model, not a curated record
AUGGCUGAGCUGCCCAUCGCGGAGCUGCCUCCAGCCCACUGCAGCAGCUGCUUCACCAUCAGCACCCUCCUGGGCACGGAGGAGGGUGGUUGUAGUUCCUACGUGCCCACCGAGGGCUCCAGUUGUGGCAGUACUCACCCGCUCUUGGGCAGCACCCUCUGCACCAGGACCUUCAGCUACAACACGGUGGACAUCAUGCCCGCCUAUGAGCACUAUGCCAACAGCAAGAGGGUGGGAGACAAUGGGAAGGGCAGGCCUUUGCUGGCAGACCUGCACUCCAUCCUCAAGCUGGACCCAGGCCACCUCUGUGCACCUGUGUCUGACCUGCAGCAGAGCAACGGGCUGAUGGAGGCCAGCCCAGAGGAGGCACCAGGGGAGAUGGGCAGAGACCUUGUGCUGGAGCCCAUCCACUUUGGAUGGGUGAAGGGUGUGAUGAUUCACUGCAUGCUGAACAUCUGGGGAGUCAUCCUCGACCUGCGCCUGCCCUGGAUCACUGCCCAGGUGGGAAUCGCCCUGACAUGGCUCAUCAUCCUGAUGUCCGUGACAGUGACCACCAUCGCUGGCCUGUCCAUCUCCGCCAUAUCCACCAACGGCAAAGUGAAGUCAGGGGGCACCUAUUUCCUCAUCUCGUGGAGCCUUGGGCCAGAGCUGGGUGGCUCCAUCGGGCUGAUCUUCACCUUCGCAAACGCAGUGGCCAUGGCCAUGCACAUGGUGGGCUUUGCCAAAACUGCCCAGAACCUCCUGCAGGAGCACAACUCCCUCAUCAUGGACCCCACCAACGACAUCCGCAUCAUUGGGGUGGUCACCGUGACAGUGCCGUUGGGCAUCUCCCUGGCCAGCAUUGAGUGGAAGGCCAAGGCACAGAUACUGUUCUUCCUGGUCAUCUUAGUUUCCUUCAUAAACUACCUGGUGGGGAUGGUGAUCCCUGCCACCACUGAGAAGUAAGCAAAGGGCUUCUUCAGCUACCGAGCCGACAUCUUUGCCCAGAACUUCGUGCCCAACUGGCAGGGACCCAAGGGCUCCUUCUUCAGCUUGUUUUCCAUUUUCUUCCCAUCAGCAACCAGCAUCCUGGCUGGAGCCAACAUUUCAGGUGACCUGAAGGAUCCCACCAUGGCCAUCCCCAAGGGCACCUUGAUGGCCAUCUUCUGGACCACCAUGUCUUACCUGGUGCUUUCUGCUACAAUCAGCACCUGUGUGGUCUGGGAUGCCUCAGGCAGCCUCAACAACAGUGUGGCACUGGGCUCGCUGGGCUGUGAGGGGCUGGCCUGUGCUUUCAGAUGGAACUUCACUGCCUGUGCCCAGUGGCAGAGCUGCCAAUAUGGGCUCAGCAACUACUACCAGAGCAUGAGCAUGGUGUCUGGAUUUGGCCCCCUCAUCACAGCAGGGAUCUUUGGUGCUACCCUCUCCUUGGCACUGGCCUGCCUUGUCUCAGCCCCCAAAGUCUUCCAGUGUCUCUGCAGGGACCAGCUCUACCCUCUCAUAAGCUUCUUCAGGAAGGGCUAUGGGAGGAACAGCGAGCCCAUCCGCGGCUACAUGCUCACCUACGUCAUCGCCGUUGGCUUCAUCCUCAUUGCUGAUCUCAACACCAUCACCCCCAUCAUCUCCAACUUCUUCCUCUGCUCCUAUGCCCUCAUCAACUUCAGCUGCUUCCACGCCUCCAUCACCAACUCCCCAGGCUGGCAACCCUCCUUUCAGUAUUACAGCAAGUGGGCUGCGCUCUUUGGGGCUGCCAUCUCAGUGGUGAUCAUGUUCCUGCUGACCUGGUGGGCAGCCUUCAUUGCCUUCGGCAUUGUCAUCUUCCUCCUGGGAUACAUCCUCUACAAAAAGCCAGAUGUCAACUGGGGCUCCUCCAUGCAAGCCAGCUUGUACAACAUGGCCCUCAACUACUCAGUGGGGCUGAGCCAAGUGGAUGAGCACGUCAAGAAUUACAGACCGCAGUGCCUGGUGCUCACCGGCCCUCCCAAUUUCCACCCGGACCUGGUGGACUUCGUGGGGACCUUCACCAAGAACCUCAGUCUGAUGCUCUGCAGCAAUGUGCUGAUUGGACUGUGGAAACAGAAGAUGCCAGAGUCUCGGCUGACAGCAGACGGCCACACCAAGUGGCUUAUGAAGAGGAAGAUCAAGGCUUUCUAUACGGAUGUGGUAGCUGAGAAUCUGAGAAGUGGUGUCCAAAUGCUCAUCCAGACUGCUGGCCUCGGGAAGAUGAGACCCAACAUCCCGGUGCUGGGCUACAAGAGGAACUGGCGGAUGGUGUCCUCACAGAGCCUGGAGGACUAUGUGGGCAUCCUGCACGAUGCCUUUGAUUUCAAGUAUGGUGUGUGCUUGAUGAGGAUGAAGGAAGGUCUGAAUGUUUCCUGAGUGCUUCAGGCACAUGUGAAUCCCACCACCUUGGCCAGCGAGCAGCAGGCAAGCACCAUCUUCCAGAGAGAGCAGGGCAAGAAGACCAUUGACAUUUACUGGCUCUUCGACAGUGGAGGUCUCGCGCUGCUCAUCCCCUACCUCCUGGGGCACAAGAAGUGGUGGGGAAAGUGCAAAAUCGGUGUGUUUGUCAGCGGGCAGAUCAACAUGAUGGAUGAGGAGAAGAAGGUGAUCGUCUCUCUGCUGAGCAAGUUCCGCCUCAGCUUCCACGAGGUCCACAUCCUCCCUGACAUCAGCCAGAAACCCCCGCCAGAGCACAUCAAGAGGUUUGAUGACCUCAUCGCUCCCUUCAGGCUAAAUGAUGGCUUCAAAGAUGAGGCCACAGUGAAUGAGAUAAGGCAGGGCUGUCCCUGGAAGAUUUCUGACAAGGAGGUUGAUAAGAACAGAGCCAAGUCACUCCAAGUGAGGCUGAAUGAGAUUUUGCUGGACUACUCUCAGGACAUGGCACUCAUAGCCAUCACACUGCCCAUCAGCAGGAAGGGCUGCCCCCGCUCCCUCUACAUGGCCUGGCUUAAGACACUCUCACAGGACCUGCAACCCCUCAUCAUCCUCAUCCGAGGCAACCAAGAGAACACGCUGACCUUUUACUGCCAGUAA